Messenger RNA from Chaetomium fimeti, 1119 nucleotides. Its product is annotated as cyclophilin-like domain-containing protein. Gene Ontology annotation, cellular component: catalytic step 2 spliceosome. The record is from RefSeq and is a predicted model, not a curated record. Gene Ontology annotation, molecular function: peptidyl-prolyl cis-trans isomerase activity. Gene Ontology annotation, biological process: protein peptidyl-prolyl isomerization; protein folding. Lineage: Eukaryota; Fungi; Ascomycota; Sordariomycetes; Sordariales; Chaetomiaceae. Bases 238 to 741 code for a protein of 167 amino acids. The transcript has 2 exons.
GCCUAGUAAGGUACCUGACUGAGCUAACCGAUCUCCUACACCUCAAGGGGGAUCUCGCGUCGGAGCUGGCAUGAGAUGACCAUAGCUCCGGUCAAAAAAACGCCAAGCUUCGAUCUGAUGUCAACGGCUUGGGGCCAGAACACCUUGGCUCGUUUUCCCCAUGAACACCCCAACAUGCCCAAAAAAAACAUGAACCGCCAAUAACACCACCGAAAUCAACCACAGCGACGGCCCAUCAUGUCGGUAACGCUACAUACCACCCACGGAGACCUCAAAGUCGAGGUGUUCUGUGAAAGCGUCCCCAAAACCGCAGAGAACUUCCUCGCCCUCUGCGCAUCCUCCUACUACGACGCCUCGCCCUUCCACCGGCUGAUCCCCUCCUUCAUGGCGCAGACGGGGGCGCCGGCGCACCCGAGCCCGCCCGACAACCCCAAGGGCGGGCGGUCGAUCUACGGUUCGACGUUCGAGGACGAGAUCCGGCCGGGCCUGCGGCACCACGAGCGCGGCGUGCUCAGCAUGGCCAACAAGGGCGCCAACACCAACGGCAGCCAGUUCUUCGUCACCUUCGGCCCCGCGCCCCACCUCGACGGCCUCAACACCGUCUUCGGCAAGCUGCUCGGCGACGACAGCCUCGCGACCCUGGCCCGCAUCGAGGCGGUUGAUAUCGACAAGAAGAACCGGCCGCUGGAGCCCGUGCGCAUCGAGAGGGUGACGGUGCACGCGAAUCCGUUGGCGACGUGAGAUGGCUGGCGUGUGGGGUUUUAUGAGAAUGCGCAAGAAUGGAGAACCGCAUGCAUGCACGCUUCAGUGCUCGCUACCCACUGACCCAACUGCCCUGCCGGGGGUUGGGAUGUGAUGUUGCUGGCUGGAACCGAAAGGCUCGUCCGUGAGGGAUGGGUAUGUACAAAGGUCUUGCGAACGCUACCAGCUAUGCUCAUCUAGGCUCGCAUGCCGAGCUGGGGAAGCCGAGGGCCCAGUUGGUAAGCUCAGGCGGAAAGUGGGACGGCUAGGUUGCGCGGCGAUGCCUCUGGGGGUUUGGCCUUCAAUUUUAGGGGCCCAUUGCUAGGUAACGGGUGCUCACGAUGGGCGCUCGGUAUUGAGAGGGGACGGGGGUUGGGU